This is a messenger RNA of Gastrolobium bilobum, 1840 nucleotides long. RefSeq names its product protein PSK SIMULATOR 1-like. Gene Ontology annotation, biological process: positive regulation of growth. NCBI's taxonomy places the organism in Eukaryota, Viridiplantae, Streptophyta, Magnoliopsida, Fabales, Fabaceae. The record is from RefSeq and is a predicted model, not a curated record. The transcript has a single exon. The coding region runs from base 257 to 1729 and encodes 490 amino acids.
GGUGUCACACUCUCUUUUAUCCUCAUAUCUCUCUCUCUCUCUCUCUCUCUCUCUCUUAACUGAAGCAGCAACGCCAGCAUCUAUCUUUCAAUUAUUUCUCUCUUUCUCUUCCAUGCAUCUUCACAAACACAUGGUGCUCGUUACUUAGCUCUACCUCAAACCCAUCGAAAUCCACAUACCCACCAAGGAAAAACUACGACCCAUUUCACCAACGUCGAUAUUCUUCUCUUCCCUAGAAGAAAAAUCGAAUUUUUCCAUGGCCCUCGAAACCUGGCUCAUCAAGGUGAAAACCGCGUUAUCAAACAGCUUCGACUCUGUUCGACCCUCGAAGCCGAAGAAUUUGCUGCUGAAGAAACCGUCGUUGUCGUCGAAACCGAAACACGUCGGAGUUUUGUCCUUCGAGAUCGCCGGCGUGAUGUCGAAGCUCCUCCACCUUUGGCAAUCCCUCUCCGACGACAGCAUCAUUCGCCUCCGAAACGACGCCAUCGCCAUCGAAGGCGUUUGGAAGCUAAUCUCAAACGACGAGUCGUUCCUCCUCGGCCUCGCCGUUGCCGAGUUCGCCGACACCCUCCGACUCGUCGCUGACUCGGUCUCCCGACUCAGUCACAAGUGCCACGACCCCACCCUCCGAUCCUUCCACCGAGUCUUCACCGAGUUCGCUGACUCGGGCCGUGACCCGCACUCAUGGACCCUCACAAGCUCCAAGGAAAUCGAAGCAAAGCACAAGAGAAUGGAACGUUACGUGACCCACACGGCAACGCUGCAUAGAGAAAUGGACGAGCUUUCAGUUUUGGAAAGCGCGUUGAGAAAAGCACUUCACAACAACAGCAACAACAACAACAAUGAUCACAACAAUGAUGUUUGUUCACUUGGAGGGAAGGAACACCAGAAAGUUUGUGAUUUUCAGCAGAAGAUUUUCUGGCAGAAACAAGAGGUGAAGGACCUAAAAGAAAGAUCUUUAUGGAACAAAGGUUUUGAUGCCGUUCUUCUGUUGCUUGUGAGGUCUAUUUUCACUGUGUUAGCAAGGAUUAAGGUUGUUUUCGGAAUUGGACACUGUAAACCUUGUUUGUCUCGUAGUUUGUCAGCUUCAGCUACUGUUUAUCCCUCUGAUCAAAACCCUACUUCUUCUUGUAUCUUUGUUUCUGGGCCAUUGAAAAGCUCAAAACUUGAGGAGAAUAAGGAGGAUUUGGGAAGUGGGUUUUUUGAGUCUAAUUGCAAGUUGUUGAAGCCACCACCAAGUACAUUAGGUGCUUCAGCUUUGGCUUUGCACUAUGCCAAUUUGAUUAUAGUGAUGGAGAAGAUGAUAAAGUCACCCCAGUUGGUUGGUGUUGAUGCAAGGGAUGAUUUGUAUGCUAUGUUACCAAGCAGCAUAAGAUCAUAUUUGAGGUCAAGGUUGAAAGGUGUUGGGUUUUCUGCUUGUGAUCCUGUGCUUGCUGGUGAAUGGAGGGAUGCAUUGGGGAGAAUACUUGGGUGGUUGUUACCUUUGGCACAUAACAUGAUCAAGUGGCAGAGUGAAAGGAGCUUUGAGCAACAGAAUUUGGUUCCAAAGACCAAUGUGUUGUUGUUGCAGACUUUGUUCUUUGCAAAUAAGGAGAAGACAGAAGCUGCCAUAACUGAGCUUCUUGUGGGGUUAAACUAUAUUUGGAGGUUUGAGAGGGAAAUGACUGCUAAGGCAUUGUUUGAAUGCACCAAUUUCAAUGGCUUGUUAAGCUUGCGUAAACCCAGCUAAGAAGAUGGGUUUCUUUUUUUUUCUUUUUCCUUCCUCUUUGUGCCUUAAUGAGGGUUCUAAUUUUGUCUCUUUUAAAUUUUAUGGUGUUUGAUUUUAGAUAAUUGAACUAAG